CACUCAGACAAAUGCUGGUAUAGACAGGAUACAGCCAUGAAGAAAACGCAGUUUCACACGAAUCCCGUCGUGAACAAAUGGGAGGAAGACCAGCGGCGCGCGAGGAUGGACAAAAUGAUCAACAGGGCCAAAUCAACCCUGCCGCCGGAGGCACGCGGCCUGAGCAAGCCGUCGGGCCCCAAGAAGCCGUCGCCGUACACUCAGGAAAUGAACGCUCCACGGCGGGGUCCAAAGCGUGGCAGCAGCUCUGGCGAGGGGGGCGGGCAUGAGGGCAGCCACGGCGACGGCACGGUGGCGGUCAACGUCCAGGAGCUAGAUGGCCUCAUCUACAACAGGCUGCAGGAGAUCCUAGGUAUGCCCAUGAUGCGAAAGGCGGCGGCAGCUCGUGCAGCAAAUGGUACCAAAGGCACGCCGCCAAAGCCACCACGCGGCCGACGGCCAGCCUGGAAUGAGGAGUGGAACGCGGGGGCGGCCGUGUCGCCUGGCAACAUCGACGAAACGCCGGUGGGGCCGGCGGGUGGGAGAGCAGCCGGCGGCGCAGGCGGCUUGGUCAGAGACCGGGGAUCUCCUGUCGCUCCUGGCAGUGGCGGGAGCACAACGCGGCUGCGCACCACGUCGGCACGCGACAACACGCCAGCCCGCACUGCCUCCACGACGCACCGCACUGCCUCACCGCCACCGCUUGAUGUCCAGCAUGGCGCCACAGGCAGCACCCAGCGGCGCCUCAGCAGCGGUAUCCCAUCAUACGGCGGAGGUGAGCGGGUGGUCCUGCUGCCCUCGCCGUCUGCGGCUUCACCGGGCGCCGCCAUGCGCCCCUCCAGCCGCUACGGCGCCGGGCCGGAGGCGGGCGGUGGCGGUCACGUGCUGGAUCGUUCCACCGUGUCAGCCAUCGCCGCCCUAAACCCCACCGCUCCCGCCGCCCAGGAGGCCGCGGUGCGGCUGCAGCAUUACGGCGGUGCUACGGCCGCGGCUCUGCAGCGGGAGGCGGCAGGGCCACGCAGCAGCACCGCACCCGUCUCCGCUUCGACGGCGGCGAUGGGGGACGUGGACGCCACGUUCGCGUCGUACCUGGGUGCCAGCCCAUCAGCCUCGGCCGCGGGGCGGCAGCACCAAGCGGGUCUACGUGGCGGGCUGGGUGGUAGCACGGCCUCAGGGCCGGGCAGUGACGCUGCCGCGAUGCGGUCACUGGUGUCCCUGUCCACAGCGUCCCCAGGCGGCUCACCCGGGUUAGGAGGAAUGGGCGCCGUCACGGGCAGCAUGGCCGCGGGUUCACGGCGGCCGCCGCUGGCUCCACGAGCGUCGGGGGCCGUGGCGUCCUCGUCAGCAAUGGGUGCCUACGGCAGCCCACCUCACGGGUCGGGCUUGGGCGCAGCAGCGCAUGGGUCACUGGUGCGGGCAGGAGCUGCUGGCGAUGAGGAAGAGGAUAACGCGUACGAAGACGAGGAGUUCGAAGAGUACGAGGGGUCGGACGGGGAGGGCGGUGGCAAGGGUCAUGGCGACGAGGACGACGAGGACAACCCGGCAGCACUGCUGCGCCAGUCGGUGCACGCGCUGCACGGGCUGGUGCAAAUGAAGAUCAAGCAGGAGGAGCUGGCUCGCAGCCAGGCCGACAGCCUGGGCCCGGCUGGUCACCGCCAGUCGCAGGCCUCUCACGCCGGUCAGGCCGACCACGCCGCCGAGAUGAUGGCCUCUAUGGCGCUGGCGGGCGCAGACGAGGACGGCGACGGCGGGCUAGGCGGUAGUAGCUUGAUGGACGGGCUCAAGCAGAGCGACCUGGAGUACCUAGCUCGGCUUGGCGGUGGAGAGCUGGGGCAUUACGACCCGGGCCACUCGGGUGACGACCGGGCUUUCGUCAUAGAGCCGGGUGCCCCGGCGGGCAAGACAAAGGCCUGGGGGGACCGGCAGCCCUGGGCGAAUGAGCCGACGGACGCCACUACUGGCAUUGACGUCUUGCGCCAGAGGCAGGAGAAGGAGCGGCUGCGGGCGGAACAGAUGCAGCAGCAGCAAAUGCAGCAGCAGCGGCAGCAACAGGCGCUGGGCAAGAGUCGUGGGGGUCCGGUGGACGGUGUUGCGCAGCUGCACAGCAGUGGAGCUUCGGCGGUGGGAAUGGGGCCUGGGCGAGGUGGCGCCAGGAGAGCUUCUGCCUCCCAUGCAGAGGAUGAGGACUCGGUGCUCCUGGGAGAGACCCUGACGGCGGGGCGCUCAGGGGCCGGUAUGGUGGGUGCCAUUGGCGCCGUGCUGACUGAGGCGGGGCUGACCGGCCCAGAGCCCACGCGCUCCAGCACGGACCCCACGUCGGCAUCACAGAUGCAGUCGGUCAGCAACGCGCUUGCGGCCCUGGCCAGUUCCGGAAAGAUCAACCCUGCGGAGGCCAAGGAAUUGCGGUCGCAGACAGAUGCGCUGUACGGGUCGCUGCUUCAACUGCACCAGCUAAUGAGCGGGCCUCGCGGCAACGAGCUGCGCAGCCCCACGCCCUCCGGCGGCGGGCUAAGCCCCGCUGGCGGCUUCACGCCGAAGGCCCAGUCGCCCAGCUCUUCCCCGAACGCAUCGCAGCAGGCCGCCGUGGCUGCAGCGGCAGCCGCUGUUGCGGCGGAGGGGCGAAGCGCGGCCCGACAUGCGCCGCCACCUUUGCCGCUUGACCGGGCAGAGCAGCGGCGGGCGAGUGACCAUGACGGUGGUAGCGGUGGUGGGCAUGUUGGGGGCAGCGGCCCAACAGCCUCACAUAUGCAGUUGACGCCCAAGAACCGGCUAGUGGCGGAGGACGUGGCGUGGAUGGCGGGGCUUGUGCACAGCCUCAGUGAAAGUCUCCACAACUCAAAAGGAGAGGUGGAGCUGCCCGGGUUGUAGGCGGGAGGUGUACGUACAGUGGCAACCGCCUUUCAUGUUGCACUAUGUAGCCAGAGAUGUAUUCUUAAAUAAGAACUGAGCUGCCGGCAAAGGAUGCAAACAUAAUACGGUAUUCA
Chlamydomonas reinhardtii is the source of this 2963-nucleotide messenger RNA. RefSeq lists its product as uncharacterized. The record is from RefSeq and is a predicted model, not a curated record. NCBI's taxonomy places the organism in Eukaryota, Viridiplantae, Chlorophyta, Chlorophyceae, Chlamydomonadales, Chlamydomonadaceae. The transcript is spliced from 7 exons. The coding region runs from base 37 to 2847 and encodes 936 amino acids.